Pseudoliparis swirei is the source of this 1484-nucleotide messenger RNA. It is a transcript of the gene arpc2, whose product is annotated as actin related protein 2/3 complex, subunit 2. Lineage: Eukaryota; Metazoa; Chordata; Actinopteri; Perciformes; Liparidae. The transcript is spliced from 10 exons. Gene Ontology annotation, molecular function: structural constituent of cytoskeleton; actin filament binding. Gene Ontology annotation, cellular component: Arp2/3 protein complex; actin cytoskeleton. Gene Ontology annotation, biological process: actin filament polymerization; Arp2/3 complex-mediated actin nucleation. Bases 122 to 1021 code for a protein of 299 amino acids. The record is from RefSeq and is a predicted model, not a curated record.
GCGGAAGCGGUCUGAUCUGUCAAGGCAGGAAAAUAAUUUGCAGAAUUUGACACAAAGAGGUUAAUCCCACCAAAUAGCACCGACCAUCCCCCCUUUCUCCUCGACACCGGCGUCCGCUGCGAUGAUCCUGUUAGAAAUCAAUAACCGUAUUAUUGAAGAGACGCUGUCGUUGAAGUUCGACGGCGCAUCCAACGGAACCAAACCAGAGGCCGUAGAUGUGACGUUUGCAGAUUUCGAUGGCGUCUUGUACCACAUCUCCAACCCCAAUGGGGAAAAGACCAAAUUGAUGGUCAGCAUCUCCCUGAAGUUCUACAAGGAGCUGCAGGAGCACGGUGCCGACGAGCUGCUCAAGAGGAUCUAUGGGAAUUUCCUGGUUUCAGAAGAGGACGGCUACAAUGUGUCCCUCCUCUACGAUCUGGACGCGCUACCGGCCAACAAAGACGAGCUGAUCCACCAGGCGGGCAUGCUCAAGAGGAACUGUUUCGCCUCGGUGUUUGAAAAGUACUUCAAGUUCCAGGAAGAGGGCAAAGAGGGCGAGAAGAGGGCCGUGGUCCACUACAGAGAUGACGAGUCCAUUUAUCUGGAGGCCAAGAAAGACCGAGUGACGGUUGUGUUCAGCACGGUGUUCAAAGACGACGACGACGUCAUCAUCGGCAAAGUUUUCAUGCAGGAGUUCAAAGAGGGUCGGCGAGCCAGCCACACGGCCCCCCAGGUGCUGUUCAGCCACAGGGAGCCCCCGCUGGAGCUGAAGGACACGGACGCCGCCGUGGGGGACAACAUUGGAUACAUCACCUUCGUCCUGUUCCCACGCCACACCAAUGUCAAUACCAGAGACAACACCAUCAACCUCAUCCACACCUUCAGGGACUACCUGCACUACCACAUAAAGUGCUCCAAGGCCUACAUUCACACACGCAUGAGGGCCAAGACGUCAGACUUCCUCAAGGUGCUGAACCGCGCUCGACCCGACGCCGAGAAGAAGGAGAUGAAGACCAUCUCUGGAAAAACGUUCUCCCGCUGAGGCUGACCCCCCCCCGGCCCCCCCACCUGAGAAAGCCCCUUGGACGUGAGCCCAAACGCGCUCUGCUGAGACUCGACGCCACAUCGGACAGGACUCCUAAAUGCUCUCGCCCAGCCCCCCAAAUACAUGUCCAGUCUUUCCUCUUCCCUUCUUCUUCUUUUUUUUUAUUUUUAUGAAUAAUAAUGUCGGCUCGACUUCGGGGGACAAGCCGCGGCUCAAGAUAAACGGGAACACGGGCAUUCCCCGCUUUGCGUAGUUAAAGAGAAUUAUUAGUCCUAUAUAAAUAUAUAUAUGAAAAAAACAAAUUGAAAUUUUUGAUACGAUAUCUUUUACUCCAUUUGGUACUCUCGCUUGCCCCUCAAUAUCCAAGUACUGGAUGAUUUCAAUCCUCCCCCCUCUGUGCUUUCAUGUCGUCUGUACCAUUGUCAUUUGAAAAAAUAAAAUAAAUCACUUACAAAACUAA